Messenger RNA from Sorex araneus (European shrew), 534 nucleotides. Its product is annotated as prorelaxin-like. The record is from RefSeq and is a predicted model, not a curated record. Gene Ontology annotation, cellular component: extracellular region. Gene Ontology annotation, molecular function: hormone activity. NCBI's taxonomy places the organism in Eukaryota, Metazoa, Chordata, Mammalia, Eulipotyphla, Soricidae. The transcript is spliced from 2 exons. Bases 1 to 534 code for a protein of 177 amino acids.
AUGCAGAGGCCACUCUCCUUCCACUUGCUAGGAGUCUGGCUGCUUCUGAGCCAACUUCCCAGAGGAAGUCAAGGCCAAAGCUGGGACACUGUUAUUAAGGCAUGUGGCCGGGAAUUGGCUCGCCACCAGAUCAGAAUCUGUGGCAACUCGCUGUCUACAUGGAGAGAUGUGAAAGCCAGAUUUGGACGUGCAUCUGGAACACCCACAGAAUUCCUGCCAACUUCCAUCAAGACAGACGAGAAAAACUUAAAAGCACUAACGGAAUUCAUUACCAAAUUACUGAAUAGAACACUGUCUUUGAAUCAUCCAGCAAUUACUAAGCUACAACAAGCUUUAUUAGAAAAUGUUAAUAUUUUCUUUACAGAAUUUCAGAAAACUAUCUGUACUAGCACCAGUGAAGUAUUAAACAACUCCGAAUUAAUCAACACAGGCUGGGAUAAACAAUCCCGAAAAAAGAGACAGGUCUCAAUUUCACUGAGUAGUAAGUGUUGUUAUUCAGGAUGUACUUUAAAAGAGAUUGCUAGAUUUUGCUGA